GACAUGGAAUGAAAUUCGCCAUCAUGGCGCCAAACAUUGCAUAGUUUUGUUGUGAAAAUGGUUAAAAGUAACAUAUUUGCAUCAUUUUAUAAGUUGAUUAUUGCUCAAACCACUUUAUUUAGCCGUGGAUAGCUUAUAUGUUCAUUUUAAUUUAUAUGGUAGUUAAUCUUUACAUUUCAAUGGUCGCUUUCUUGUAGAACUAUCUCAGCUGGAUAUUUAUAAAUAUAAAAUUAAAAUGAUGAUGAAGCUGGAACCCUUUCCUAGGCCUACGCCUACAGCUUCUAGAACUUUUACUUUAGGAGGAUUUUUCAACCAUAUUUCUUUAUAAUACUUUUCAUGCAGUUAGUCUUUAAUAGUAUAAAAUAACUGAAACAUAAAAAAAACACAUGAACUUUUAGUUUCGGAAGUGAAUUUGAAUGAACUCAAGUUGGCCUAAUUUCAAGGCUUGUGUGCCUGUGUUUCCUCCCAAAUAUCAGAUAGUACUAACGACCCAAUACUUAAUAAGUCAAUGAGGCCAGUGGUGUCAAGCAGGGUCAUGUGUAAAUAACAGUGUCUUAAACCAAGUGGUUCCCAACCUUUUUGUCUCACUGAGCCCUUUCUGGAAUUUAAUUCUAUACAGGCUAUGUCAUAUGUUAUAUAGGGAGCCACCUAUUUCUUACUAAUCAAACUAGUUUAUAGUUUAUAGUAAAUAUUGUGGCUUGCCUGAUGUUUUAUUGUAUCACAAAUAAACUUAUUUCUUCAUUCAAGUAGCGGUACUCUACCACUUAGACUUAAAUGUCGGUUAUGAACAAAUAAUUUUACUCUGGUUGGAAGUGCUAUUCAAAUGGUUACUGUUUUAUUGAAUAGAUAAAAUUCAUUUAAUAUUCAUUGUAAUUAUAAUUUAUAAUAAUUCAUCCAAAUAAAUUUAAUGGAAAUGUUUUGUACAGUAUAUAGUGACAUAGGCUAUAGGCUAAAAUAGAAAAGUGUAAACAAUUUAAUAAUUUUUCGAAUAGAAAAAUUUAAACAGUUUAAUGUCGUAUGAAAAUAAAACAGAGUUUGUCUGCUCUGAGUUUAAAUCAUUUCAAUGCAAACAAUUGUGAGACAUGAAGUCAUGCAAAUAUAUCGCUUGUGCCAAACUGUUUCCAUUUUGUGCUUUGUGUGCAUCCAUAUAUUUUCAACAGUCUGUGUAUAGACACGAGCGUCAUUUUAAUUGUCAAAAUUUUUUUGAGGAAAAAUUUAGUGUUCCUAGAUUCUUUGUAUAAUUUGGUUUAUGUUUUAAGCCACCUAUCCAUCUGGUACAAUAAGUGAGCCUGUAAGCUAUGAACUCUUGUAACAUGAUCACACGUUGUUCUGGCACCCACUCUUUCUUUCCAAGCCACUGAAAAACUAGAGGCAGUCUCCAUUGUACUGUUAACAAAAAUCAAAUAAACCUUUAAAUAGCACUCCAAACCGGAACAGCACAUUUUUCAUAACCGAUUUACCAAUUAGCGAUUAUUUUCUUCUUCUAUAUUUUGAGGGCCCACGAUCAAUGGAUUGACCAUUUUCAUUUCGAAGUGUCUGCACGUCCGGCGCGCCGGACAAAUAGUGUGCAAGAUAUACGUCGGCUGUAUGUCACAAGACCGCCGGACGGCUGGUAUUUUUAUAAUUCCAAACGAAGUACAGUUUGGUAGAUCUUGUGAGGUCUAGUGGUAGAGUGGUCGCUUGACGAUAUUAUGAUGUGAGGAUCAAUACCGGGGAAAGGAUCGUUAUUUUACUCCCAUUUUAAUGUAAAAUAUUUUAUACUAUAUUAUAUUUAUAUUAUGUUCAUCAGCAACAGUAGUUUCAUGAGAAGUUUUUAAAUAUUUUGUAACAAUUUAAAAUGAAAUCUUUUACUUUUAUUGGUUGCCUACUCCACACUGGCCCCUAAUUUAUUUUAUGGAUUACUGGUGCACAAACUCAAAUAACAAACUAAACAAAAAUGUUUACAAGCCACUUUCACUUAAGUUUUUUCUAUUAUUUGCAUUCAAGAUACUCAGUACAUUACUUGGUAGAGAAAUAGAUUUUAAAAUUAACAAUAGUUUUGAAUCAUUCGCAGUCACGGGACAAGGCUGACCAACAAGAUAUCUCUCGCCACUUUGUUACGGCGGUCAUGUGACUUGGUCGCCGGACAAAUAGUGCGGGAGAUAUACCUCCGGCGCGUCGGACGUGUAGACACUGCCUUUUCAUUUUUUGGCAUAAACGCACAUUUGAAAUACAUAGACAUUUUGUGUGUGGUUGUGUGCGCCAUGUUGUGUACCUUCCCCUUUUUUGGACUGAUAAAAAAUAUAUUGAAAUAAGUAAUAUAUUAUAAGACAGUUAAAUAUAGCUAGGUAAAGGAAACCUAAUUUUCCACAAUCUUAUUAAGUGUAGAAUGAUGCAAAACUAUAUUCAGGUAUUCUUAAAAGUGAAUCCCUGCAUUUUGAAUCUAUAAACACAUUUCUGGUAAGGGGACUCAUCGCCACCCCUACCCCAGUUAAGCUCAGGUGAUUUUGGCAGGCAUUCUCAAUUUCUGCUCCCCCCACCACUUCUUUGUCUAUCAAAGUGGCAAAUGCAAUAAUAAAAAUAAAUUUGCAAAAAUGCACUGUAUAUAAAUUUCAGUCAUCUACUUUGAGGAGUGACCGUUAUUCUUUAUGCCUUUAUUAGAUAUGCGAUAUGAAUAGUUAUUGUAUACAUUAUACUAUUUACUGUUUAUUUAUAUACCAUUACAAUACAGUAUUGUAUGAUUUUGAGAUGGAAAAGUAUCAUUCUGAGACUAUAUUUAUUUUGAGUUCCAGUAUAACCAGUUCUGUAGAUUUGGGUAAAUUGAAUGCUGGUGUAAAGGUCAAGAUCAAAAUCAACUUACAUGAUAAAAAACUAAUUCAAAUUAUUUUUCAUAUUGCGCCAUUUUCAUUUGAUUCCUUAUCCCAUGCCCAUGUACUUUCAGAAAAUAUAUACAUUUAAGGGUAUCUGAACUCAUUUUGUAUGAAAUUUUAAACAAGCAUAUGACAUGAUAUGAAUAUGCUGAAAACGUCUUGACGCCACUGAGCAAUAAUUGACAGAUAUAGUGUUAAAAUGUCUUUAUUUUCACAUUUAGCUCUUAAUCCUAACUUUCACCAUUUAAAAAUCUUAAAAUUACAUUGUUGUUUAAAUAAAGGGGCUUUCUUAUUUGAUAUUUAGAAUCAGAAAUAUCCAACCCUGAUAUUGAUGAUAGCAACUAAAGUACAUCAAACUGUGUAAGUGCAUGUACCUGUUGCUGGUAUUGGUGUACACAGAUCUCUUUCAAAAUGCCUCUUACCAAAGGCACAAAGAAAGUUUCAGGAAAACAAGAUGACAGCCCUGGUAAGUGUAACUAUUUAAGAUUUAUUAUUUGACAUUUCUUUGUUAUACAGAUAUUAAAAUAAAGCACUGGGUAAGUUUAAUACAUAGAUCCAGUGGAAUAAGUGGCAGCUAAGUAAGGCAGACUUUGCAGUAUGACAGUAUGAGGUAACCAAAAAGUAUUCAGAUCACAGCAACAAUGAAAGUGAUAUACCACCAGAAACCAAAAAUAAAUGACUGAUGGUGAACAGGGAUUGACAUAAAUGAUGAGGAGGCAAAUCUGCAACAGCUAGAUAAAAGGCAAUCUGUCAUGGAAUGGAUGUGGGGGAAUUGGGAUGGCUGAUAUUUUUUUAAUGAUACAAACAAUGAAUAAAACCUUUACAGACAAGGAUUACUGAAACGUAACAAAAAAAAUAUCUAAAAUGUGUAGCUUCAAAAGUGAAUUUAACUUUUGAUAAAUGAAAUCUAAGUCUUUAAACUUUUAGUCCACAGCCAUUAGUACAUUUAAUCUUGUUCAGGCAAAUAAUUUGGUCAUUAAAUCUAAUUUUUUUAUUCCAAUAUCUGUUCUUCUGUCAGAACCUGGGUCAUCUAAGAGGGAUAAAUACAGCAGUGAUGAAGAUGAGCAGCCAGUGAUGAGAAAGGGAAAGAGUCAAAGUAUGUUAAAACUAAGUAGUUUAUUGUUGCUAACAGUUUUUAGCUUAUUUGUAGCUUAUAACAUUUUAUUACAUUAAUUAUUAAUUCAAAUAAUACCUGCUAAUGCUUUUAAAACUUCUGCUUAGGUUCUAAAAUGUCUAAACAAGGAAAGAUGAGUAAGCGAAGUCCCAACAUUAUUAGUAAAGCUAGUGGAUUAAACACAGGCCACAACAAACCAGCUGAGGUAAGAAAUAAAAAUAACUGUUUUUUUUAAUGGUGUCAUUAAUUACCAUACCAAAGAAGACUGGACACUUUGUACAGGAAAUGGGUAUCAUUACCGCUGACUUCAUUUUGUAAAUUUAAUAGAAAACAUCUAGCUGUUAAAAUAAAAGAAUAUAUUUGUUGAGUUUCUCUUUUCUCUAUUUUAAUUUGCCCUUACAUUUAAAAAUCAGCAUUCCCAAUUUUUCAUUGUCCUAGGUUAUCUAGGGCAGGCGCUAUAACUAGUUAUAAAUGACAAUGUUUGAUUGCACACAACAUGCCAUUUAGUUUCACUCUUUCAUCACCCUUCAUGUCAACACUGACAGAUCGUUUCAUUUAAUAACACUGAAUAACACAAACUUUAUUAAAUAAUAAGAUAAUUUAAAGCUGUCGUGGAAAAUUAUAAAACAAAGUUAAAGGUUGCUGAUCAUAAGCCAUAUGUAAUAAUAUGUUGCAUGUGCAAUACAUAAACAGUAGAAAUGGGUCAAAGAAUGUGGGGUCACACACAGCCCAUAGUAAAAAAUUACAAAUGAAAUGUUAAUUUUAAUUGUAAAAAAAUCAACCUCAAUAAUCAAAGCUAAAAAUAGGAUUUUGCUUUCAUUAUUAUAUUUGUAGUUAUUUUUUAACAGCUAUCAUAUUUUUAAAAGUAAUACUUUGGAUUUUUUUCACUAAUGGGCAUAGUGCAAGUAAAUUUACAUUAAACAUUAAUGAAUUGUUAAUGUGAAUAUGGUUCAGAGUCAAAUUAUAUCUUGUUUAAGAUCAUAAAUAAAUAUUGUUUUACAUGAUACCUUUUGUGUCUAAUUGCCUGUUGUUUGUAUUUCCAUAGCUUUUCCGGAAAGAUCUUAUCAGUGCAAUGAAACUGGCAGAUACUGAGAUUCUCUAUGAGAGCGAGUAUCUUGUAAUAUCAGAUCCUUGGCGACAAGAGUGGGAAAAGGGAGUGCAGGUUCCUGUUAAUGAAGAGGAAAUUCCUCCUUCAUGUAUUAAGUGAGUAAGAAACGCUAUUUAUUGAAGUAAACAUAUUUCUUAUGUGAUCAUUUGUACCCUUUUUUAACAUGUUGCUUUCCUGAAAUUCAUAACUUUAUUAUGCUCAGUGCCAAAAGUUAUUUUCUUUAAGGUUUGGAACUGAAGUAAUCCUAAGUGAAUAUAUUUCUCAAUGUAAUUUUUCCAAUAUUAUGAGGUAGCAAAAUGAAAUCAUAACAAUGCGAAAAUGCUAUUGGAUUAGACAAUCUGUACUUGUAUCUUUUUGCUAUCAGUUAAAGAGUGCUUCUUAUUUAUAAGCAUAAUUGUUUUUAUAGUGGUUCAGCCAUCAAAAUAAUUUCUAAAUAAAACCACACAAAAAAAUUAUUCUAAACAAUAUUCGAUAAUUCCACAGGGAAAAUAAAAAGCAGCAAAAGAAUGGAGAUUUUAAACUGUAAGUUUAUCUCUAAAUCCCUUUUGCAUUAAAACCAAUAAUAGCAUUGCACAUUGUUCUGUAUUUAAUUAGCUUAACUUCAUCUGGAAUUAUUUUCCUGCUACAGUGAUUGUUCAUGAUAUUGGAGAUGGAAAUAUUCUAUAAACUUGUUUUUUCUUAAUAAAACAAAUUGCAAUAAUUUUGCUUACUAUUUGCUAUAAUAAUAAAUGACAUCUUGCAACUUACAGAUUCAGUUUAGAAUGUCUGAUUUCUAUUUAAUCAGGGUUUCCCAACCAGCACGCACCCCAGAGGGUUUGGGGUGGAAUUUAAGGGGUGAGAGAAACAUACAAUAUAUGAAAAGAAAUAACAUUAGCUUUUAAGUUGAUGUUAUGGUUUUAAAAAAAAAUUUCACUAACAUUAUCCAGUUUAAAAUCAAAUUUCUACAGCUCUCGUUGCAAUCAAAACAUCAAAUAAAGAUUUAAUAAAUCUAUUGGCAUGGGUCCCAAGACUAGACAAAUACAGGGUGCAGAGUAUAGAAAACAAUGGGAAACACUGUAUUAAAUAAUUUUUGGCAUUUAAUUACAUUAAUUUGUUUUAAAAAUUUGAAAUAAUUGCAAAUCAAUUAAAGGCAGUUCAAAAUUUGUAUUAUACAUUAGUUUUGCAAAUGCUCUUUUAAAACAAGGUAAUUUCAUUUCAACUCAGGCCACUCCGCAAGUACCUUCAUGAGAAGAUUGAUGAAACUUAUCAGCAAAGCCAUCAUGAGCUAACUGGUAUGCAAGAGUUAGCUGAACAGAUUGUUCGAUAUGAUCUUGAUGAUCAGGAUGUCACUUGGCUAGAACUAGUUAACCAGGACAGAGAAGAAAUGGGUAAGCGUGAGCCCUGAUACGUUUAAUUACAGAAUUAGCUUUGCUUUACGUGUGUUGGAGCUUUGUAAUGUUUACCUUUCUAACUUAUAUUCACAUUAAUCAUUGUCAUCAAUGGCGCUACAGCCUAGCAAACAACUGCGUAGACAUUUUCACAUGAUACUAAAUCCGAGUUUUUUGGGAAUACAUAUUUGCCAAAUCUUGGAACAAAUGCUUUUUAUUCCAUAUAAUCAUUCAUGAUUUUUCCUGUAGUACUUUUUCUGUUGUAUACAAUAUUAAUAUAAAGACAUCCAAUAACUUCCACUAGUAAAUUAUUAUUCCUGUUGUUUCUGUUAAUUUAACUGUGGUCUGCCGAUAAAAUCUGCUGAUUUCCUCUUCCAGUACCGUGUCGGGCGUAAAAAUUGGCAGAUAAAAAUUGCAUUGAAAGAACAACUUCUAGUCCAAUAUUUUACACUACAUAAAACAACUUACUUUAAUAAUAAAUAAAUUUCAGUUUUUAGCUCUUCUGUGUCCUUUUUUUAAAAUUGAAAGUGAAUAUGAUAAUUUUUGUUUGUUUGCAGGACUCCAGUUGAUAAAUGAGUGGAACAUGGAAAGAAUGAUAGAAGAGCUAGAGAAUCAGGUACCAAUAACAAUCCUUGGUGGUUACUUCUAGUGUUAAUGUUAAUAUCUUGAAAUGUUUUUUUUUCUUCUAACUAUAAGUUGUCACAAAUUUAUUUCUUUGUAGAUAAUGUAUGGAUUGAUAUGAUCAAUUAUCUUUUACAUUUCUAAUAAUUUUCACAGUAAGUCAAGUACUAUAUGCCUACGAUAUAUGUUAUGUUUACACUAAUUUUAUCUAAUUAUUAAUUUCUUGUUUUUGUUAGUGUUAUGUUAAAACCAAUGCUUUAAAGAAAACAGAAGAGGGACUUGGUAUUGAGUAUGAUGAAGAUGUUGCAUGUGAUGUCUGUAGGAUGGUAAGUCAAUAUAAACAAUUUAAAACUUUCCGUUUUAUUUAUUUAUGCUGAUAAAUAUUUUGUCAUGCUGCUACUGCUGUUGACAGCAUAACGGGACUUGAGAAAUAUUACAAUUUUAUUGUUACAUUUUUAAAGAAAUUAUUAUAAACAUGCUGGUUCAGUGUUGCUAUAGUUUUUUUUUUUUUAACUCCAUUAAUAAUCUAUUAAUUAUUUUUUUUAAAACUUAGAUUGCUAUUGGUUACACUUUGUUUCAUUAUGAAGUAAACCAUCACAUUUAAGAGUAAUUAUAUUUCUCUUAUUAAAUGAGCCAAUGGCUAUAAGGACUUUCUGGGCCUAUAGUUAUAAGACAGGAAAAAAGGUCUUAAAAAUAGCUAUGGUCUGAUGUAUUGGUGAGGACAUAGAUGGAAUUAAUGUGGUUAAUUUAGAAUAGCUUCAACUCUUUCAAUGCAGAAUUUUUUUAAUAAAACAUUUUACAUUUUUUCAAAGAACAAAAAAAAAGAGUGUGAGGUUUGGUUAUUAAAAAGUUUUAAAAAUAUUAUUGUUUGGUUUAUAAGGCUAAAUUUUUUAUCAAAUGAAAGAUAAUUGAAUGGACUAUAUGCUUUUAAACUUAUUUCUUCAUUUUAACUAAAAUAACAGAAAAGAAACUUAAAAUGUUAAAAAAUAAUAUGCAAAAACUUUUUUUCACCAAACCCUUUGAUGUAGGCACACAUCAACUUCACUGCAAUAACUCACAUCAUCUAAAACUACUACUAUCAGAAACAUGCGGUGCAUCUAAAUCUAAAUCAACUUCACUAUAAAUAAUAUAAAACAUAUUUUGAGCUGUUAAUCGUCUAGGAAACUUACUCACCCUACUAGGGCCUAAGGUAACCAUAGCAACUGUAUUGAUUGAAACAAAAUAAAAUAAAAAGCGAAGAAAAUUAAUAAAAUAAUGCUUCAAAUGACAACAAAUAAACCUUGCUUUCGCUCAUUAACAAUGAAGUGCCACUCUUCUAAGUAAAAGUCUAAUUCAAAAAUAGUUCUUGAAAAGUUUAACCAAAAAAUAGCAAAGAAACAACCAAGAUAUUGAAACAACAUAGAGCAUUGGUCUGUGCUUAUUAGCAUGGCAGAUGAACGUACUGUGCAUUGCACCACCGGGAAAAAGUUAAUGUUCUUUUAAAAAUAUGUUAUAUUUGAAUAAUUUGUAUUUCUCAUCACACAUUUACCUUCAUAGCUUAACGUAUUAAACACUUGUCGGAGUACAACAUAGACACUAAUGUGAUCAAAGACAUCUAAUAAUUGUAUCUUUUUUUUAUCUUGAUAGCUGGAAAGUGAAGACACCAAUGAGAUGGUAUUUUGUGAUGGCUGUGAUAUUUGUGUUCACCAGGUGAGUCAUUUUGAGUUCAAAUUAAAAUUUAUAAUAUUAAAUCUUGUAUAAAAUCAUCAUGCAAAAUUUCAACUUAACUCAGCAGUUUGAUGGGUUUUUUCAAUUUUGUUAAAAAUCUUAAGGGGAUUUAAAAAAAAAUUAAAUAUAUCACCUCUGAUCUUAGCAAUUAUACAUAUUAAAUAUGUGUGUGUGUGUAUAUAUAUAUAUAUAUAUAUAUAUAUACACACAUAUAUAAUGACCUGACCUAUAUAUAUAUUUUAUUUACUUGGUUUUCAAAAAUACAUAACAUAAUAUUGGAGUACUUUUUCUUCUUCUUUAGAAUGGUUAUUUUGACCAAAAUUUCACACACUAUGAAAGGGAAUAAAAAUCUUCUUAUUUUAAAUUUUAAAAUGUGUUAGGGCAGGUUAAACCCCUAAAUUGAAAUUAGGGAAUUUGACCAUUUUAUUUUGCUUCAGUUAUUAGAAAUCAUGCUAAAAGUCAGUUUAAAAAAUAUAAAAAAAAUAAAAAUAUCUUCAGGAUCACUGUCUUGCUUUUAUUACGUAUAUUGAGUCUGAGCUGUACUGAAAUUGUGGCUAAAUCUUUUGUCUUUUCCUGCAUUUGCUGCUGUUUGUUGGAUGUGCAGUGUCAUCUACAAAGUCAAGGUCAUUCAGAUGUUCCCAUGGUGUCCACUGCAUCACAUUCUCUUUCUGUAUGUGGAUUCUUUCAUUAUCCUGUCAAUGUAAAAGAAGAAUAGGAAGGGGGACAAGAGACAUCAUUGUCUGAGGGUUUCCACUUUAAAGGCAUCUGUGAGUCUACCUUUGUGUACCACCAUUUCAAUUCUUCAUAAGAUGAUUGAAUGAUCCUGAAUAGUUUUCCUUGUACUCCAUGAUGCUGUAGAAGUUUUCACAUUUGUUUCUCCAGACUUUCAAAGGCCCUUUGUCCUCAAUGAAAUUUAGACAUAUGGGGGAAGUUCCUUUCGAUGGUUGUGUGUCGACCUUGUCCUUCAUUCUAUUCAGAAUAAAUAUGUUAAAGACCUUUUCUGGUACUGACAGCAGUGUUAUUCCUCUGUAGUUUGCACAUGUCAGUGUUAUUCCUCUGUAGUUUGCACAGUUGCCAAGAUCCCCUUUCUUUGGUACCUUGAUAAGGUCUCCUUCUUUCCAAUGUUUUGAAACUCUUCCUUUUCCCAGACCUGCCAACCCCCCCCAUUCCGACCUUCCGACAAACCCCUUUAAAAACCGAAAGCGGGGGGUGGGGGGGGGGGUCCGACAGGAAGUCGUGCAUUUCGAUACUGCCCCUUCCUUUGUUUUGAUACUUCCUUUUCCCAGACCUGCCAACCCCCCCCAUUCCGACCUUCCGACAAACCCCUUUAAAAACCGAAAGCGGGGGGUGGGGGGGGGGGUCCGACAGGAAGUCGUGCAUUUCGAUACUGCCACUUCCUUUGUUUUGAUCGAAGCGAAGCAAAUUCCAUUCUUCAUUCAUCAAUUAAUCAGAUCAUGAUUUAUCCUUAGUUUUACUAGGCUUAUAGUUGUGUUGUGACUUUUUUUGGUGAAAGCUUUACUUUUUUAAAAGGAUACAUUUUUAAAGAGAACUGCUGAAAAAUCUUUUCCAGUGACCGAGGUUGAGAGUGAUAGUGCUCCUAACAACAAAAAGAAACGGCAUAUUCAACGUUUUCGAAAGGAGUAUUCGGGAAAACACUCAUUUAUUCGGCCAUCACCCUGUGGUGAAACAUUUGCAUUCUGCAACCUGUGCCAGACCCACUUAUCUAUUGAAAGUGGGGGGUAAAGUGACAUUUAUUAACAUAUCUUAACCAAAAAACAUACAACUGCAGCUAAAAGCAGUGAAUCGACUACAUCCAUGUCUAAUUUUUUUGCCAAGGAAUCGGACGAUACGGUAGAUAAAAAGUGGCACUUUCUGAGAACCUACAAAAAUCCUGUUACUGAUCAAGUAGAAUUAAACCAUUUAUCUACAGCUAUACUUGCUGUGUGCUGCAUUCCACACAACAAUGCAGAUGCUGAAAGAUUUUUUUCCAUUGUUAAUAAAAAUUGCAGUGAUACAAGGGCAAGCAUGAAAGUUGAUACUCUUUCUAGCUUGCUUGUAACUAAAAUCAAUUACAAUGCUAACCUUCAGUUGUCCAAAGAGCUGUUGAAGAGGGAUAUGCUGGAAAACUGAACUCUUAGUUAGCAGCCUGUGUACAUAUGAAUAUGUAAUAAAAUGGAUCUUCUGUACUGUAUAUAUCUGUACAUAAACAUUUCCAGUAAUGUUUUUCUCAUGUUUUGUGGACUCUUCAAAGACAAUGGAGGUACCUUUAUAUUUCUUUAUUUACUAAAAAAAAAAAAAAAGGCUGGUGCAUUAGUUUACAGAUCUUAAACCAACAUGCACCGCCCCUACAGAUUUUUUUUUCUUGGCAGGUUGGCAGGACUGUUUUCUCAUAUAUUUUCAAUUUUUUUUAUGUUUUUUGGACUCUUCAAAGACAAUGGAGGUACCUUUUUAUUUUUUUAUUUAAUAAAAAAAAAAAAAAAAAGGCUGGUGCAUUAGUUUACAGAUCUUAAACCAACAUGCACCGCCCCUACAGAUUUUUUUUUCUUGGCAGGUUGGCAGGACUGUUUUCUCAUAUAUUUUCAAAUUGAGGGUGUAGCAUUUGACUAUUGUAUUUACAUCUGUUCUCAUCAUCUCUGAUGUUGUGUUAUCUGCUCCAGAUGCUUUCCCAAUUUUAAUCAGCUUGAUUGAGAGCCUCUACUAUUUCUUCCUUUUUUUAGGGUCCUGUCUUCUAUUUGUAGAUAUUCAUUUGCUGGUUGUAUAUCUGGUGUGUCUGAGGGUGAAAGCCUGUUGAAUAAUUCCUCCAAGUAUUGAACCAUUUUUUGUUGUUCUUUUUGUUCCGUUAUUGAUCUACCUUCCUUCUCUUUGUCUUUAACCGGUCUCUCUGGCUUCAUGUAUCUUCCUUAGAGCUUUCUUAUUACAUAAGAGAGCUCUUUCACGUUCCCUUUUCUGGCUGUUUCUUCUGUUGACAUUAGACCAUCUAUGUAAGCUCUUUUAUCCUUUUUAAUGCUGCUCUUUACCCUUCCAUUGGCUUCUUUAUAUUUCUCCUGUACUUUUGUUUUCUCUGCCGUGGUCCGGCUGCUGUUUACUGAUGACUUCAUUUCUUUGCUCUUGUUUAUUUUUUGCAACGUUUUGAGUAAGAGCCAAUGUUUGUAUUGGCUCGGAAUAUUUUGCUGAUUGCUAUGUACCAUUAUGCAGUUUUGACAUUUGAAUUUGUGUGAAGAUUUUGGCUCACAGAAUAGACAAUAAUUAAAAAAUGACUGAAAAUUAGUUAGGUGUCUACGUGUUAGUUUAUAGCCUGGGGUUUACUCACAUCUUUCAAAGUGACACACAGAGUGUGUGUGUGUACCCUUUUUAAUAUUAAGUAGCAGCUUGCCAAAUAUGUAUAAAUGGAUAUUAUACUUGAGACAAGUAAAAUUAUAAAAAUAUUACUUUAUUUUUUAAUGAAGAAUUUUAAAGGCAGAAAAUGACAAUAUAAUUUAAUUAGUUAACAUGUUUACAUUAGCAUUAGGCGAUACAUUUAUAUACAAAUCGGGAUAAAUUGCAGGAUCAGAGUUUCCACCUGGGUACAUUUCUUCAGAAUAACAAAUAACUUCUUCUUAAAUUGCUAAUUUAUUAAUGCUAAUUUUAAUUUUUUUGUGACCAUAAGAUUAUUUAUUUUUUGAAUCUCAGCCUAUUUUUCAAGAGGUGCUCCACACCAAAUUUUCAAUGUUUGUAAUUUUGUAAUAGUAAUCUCAAAUUUUGUAAUAAUUUUUAUUUUUUUAAAGGCUAAUUUAACAAUUGAAAAUGAAACAAACUGUUAAAAUAUAAAAACUAAAAAAAAAAAGAAAAAUUACCCACCCACAAAGCCCAUGGUACUAAAAUGGAUCAAUUCUCUAUAGUUGGUAAUCAUCUACCUAAAGUUGGACUGUAUAGUGUUAAUAUGUAUGUGUGAUUGAAUUUUACUUUAUUGUCCGUUUCUAGGCAUGUUACGGUAUUCAAACCAUACCUGAAGGAAGCUGGCUCUGUCGUAUUUGUGCUUUGGGAAUUAAACCAAUGUGUUUAUUGUGUCCUAAGAGAGGUGGCGCAAUGAAAUCCACAAAGUUAGUCAUCAACAAUUUUCUUUUUUACCAACUUGUAAAUUAUCUACAACACAUAAGUUUAAUUACAGUUGUACUUUUAGAGAUUUAAAAAUCUAAUAUGGUCGUGUGAAAAAUUCUGUUUAAAAUAAAUAGCUUUAAUUUUAAAGACUAGACUGUCCCUUUUAAUUCACAUAUAAUCACAUUAUGUUUUGUUUAACCUUUUUUUUAAUGUUUAUCAAAUUGACUAGAGCUAAAAGUCUUGUUUCUUGUAGGAGUGGAACAAAAUGGACUCAUGUUAGUUGUGCUUUGUGGAUCCCAGAAGUCAGCAUUGGGUGUCCUGAGAAGAUGGAGCCUGUCACAAAAAUUUCUAAUAUUCCGGUUAGUUUCAAACUAAUUGCCUGCCUCAUUGUAUCAGCAACCCUGAAUAAACAUUGGCACUGGUCUCAUCAAAAUGUUAUUUUGAGAAAAACAUUCAGAAUUAAAAUAAAUUAAUUUAAUGAUUUUAAAUCCUUGUUGUAUUCAUAUAAUUGUAUGAAAUUAGAAAGUAUAAGACAGUAAAGCUGUAAAACAUUUUGUACAUACUAAUAUUCAGUGACCAAUGUUAACUUCUUAAUGUCGUAUAUCUUAUUAAUAAAAGGAUUUCACUAAAAUUGUAAUAUCACUACAAAGAGGCCUUCUUUUUCAGGAAAAAACAUAAGCUCAUGAUAUCUUUACCUUAAUUUAAAUGGUUGCCCAUCUCAGGUCAUUACUAUGUGCUUGGCCUAAAUAUAACUUUAAAACUCUAACUAUCCUGACAUUUUUUAAAUUUACUAAGCUGAAAAUAAUAUAGUGGUAACGAAGUAUUACAAUUUUUUUGUUCUAAUUUGUGUGCAGCAAUGGUGUUAUAUAUACUUUAUGUUAUUUGCAGCCAUCUAGGUGGGCAUUAGUCUGCAAUUUGUGUAAAGAGCGGGUCGGUGCAUGUAUUCAAUGCUCGGUGAAACAAUGUAAAACAGCUUUCCAUGUAACUUGUGGCUUUGCACACAAUUUGGACAUGAAAACCAUUGUUGACGACUCUGAUGAUGCAGAUGGCAUUCACUUAAGGGUGAGGGAGUAUUUCUUUUAUUUCAAAAUGUGCUUCAUGGUUCUCAAUUUUUAUUUUCUGUUUUUUAAAGUUUUUGUUUAUAAUUAAACCAUUAAAUGUGGAGAUAUAUUAUAAAGUAAAGACAUUAUGCUGCUUCAUUUAAGUAAAUAAAGUCAUUCUAUUGCAUUAAAAUAAACUCAUUGCAUGCCUUUCAUUUACUGACAUUUAAAUUUUACUAUACAUAUUUCAAAAUAAUUGACUUAAAUAAUUUUUUACGAGUGUUUCAUAAACUGACUUUUAAAAUAAGGUAAUUUUUAACUAUUGGCUUAGGCUUUCUGUCCCAAACACACUAAGAACAGAAACGCAUCUGAUUCUGAAUCUCCUAAAAAAGAUGACAAUAUUGACACAGAAAAUGAAGUUUCAGAAGCAGAAAUGGCAAAAAAAAGACAGGAAAAGUAAGUUUGACAUACAUUUAGUGCAUGGUUCGAUUAACCCAAAAGAUUCAUUUUGAUUAUACUAUUUUUGUAAAUGGUUUUGAUAAUUUUGAUGUAAUUGUUUGUCAUAUAGAGUAUGCAUUUCCUAUAAGUGCUAUUGUUAAUUUAUUUAUUUAUUUAGUAUAGACUGGGGUUUUCUUUUUUCCCCAACAACAGACUAAGAAAAAUAUUAAAAUACUUUUUUCAGUUAAAAGAUUACUCAUGCAAAGUAUGAUCUAAAAAUGGCUAAUUUAUGUUUUUAAAAUCUCAAGGUUGCAGCAGAUAGAAGAUGAUUUUUAUCACCUUGUUGACAUUCAAGAAAUAGCUGAAAAGUUCUUUAUUCCAGAGGAAGCCGUUGAUGUAGUAACUGAAUACUGGAAACUCAAGAGAAAGGUAUGACAUUUCACACUAAUUUUUUUUUAAAGAGUAAAAUGAAAUAACUUAGUGCUUAUGCAGACCUGUUUACUCUUACGAUUUUGGCGUACAAUGUAUGAUUUUGAGAUGUCUUUUAUGAGGCACUACAACAUCAACACAAACCUAACCAGCAUGAUAUGCAACCUCUAUGAUAAGGCCACCAGUGCAGUCUUCCUCAGCAACAACAUCUGAGAAUGGUUCAAGACCACGGCUGGAGUACGACAAGGCUGCCUGCUCUCCCCCACCCUAUUCAACAUCUUCCUAUAGAGAAUUAUGUCAGAUGCUCUUGAAGUGCAUGAAGGGACAGUCAGCAUUGGUGGCAGAACAAUCACCAACCUACGCUUUGCGGAUGACAUAGACGUGCUGGCUAGGAACGAAGAAGAGCUAGCCGACCUGGUAAAGCGCCUCGAUAAGACCUCGUCGUCCUACGGCAUGCUAAUCAGUGCCGAAAAGACAAAACUGAUGACAAAUAAUAACAUAGGCAUCACCACUGAAAUUAAGGUCGGGGAGGAAAGAUUAGAGACUGUCGGCCGCUUCAAAUACCUAGGAGCAAUAGUGUUCAAAGCCCGAACUGAUGUCCAAUAUUGCGCAGACUACAACAGCACUAAAAAAGCUCAAGAAAAUAUGGAAUGACAAAAAUAUUGCCCCCAGCACCAAAAUCAGGCUGAUGCACUCAUUAGUCCUCUUCAUUUUCCUGUAUGCCUGCGAAUCCUGGACAUUAACAGCUGAUCUUGAAAGGAAAAUAAAGGCGAUGGAGAUGAGAUGAUUCAGAAGCAUUUUUGGCAUCUGCUAUAGGGACCAUAUCUCCAAUGAUACAGUGAAAGAAAGGGUUCGUCAGGCAAUUGGGGAAAUUUGAUGACCUACUGGUGAGUGUGAAAAAACGCAAAUUAUAAUAGUACGGCCACGUAACAAGGAAACAAGGGUUUGCCAAAGAAAUAUUGCAGGGCACCACAAGAGGAGGGAGAAGAAGAGGAAGACAAAGAAAAAGGUGGGAGGAUAACAUCAAAGAGUGGACAGGACUAACAAUGGGCGAUGCAGUGCGUAGUGCUGAAGACAGAGAGGAAUGGAGGAGGAUGGGUCACAUGUCAUCUGUGGCGCCCCAACGGUCCAAGGACUAAGGGACAUGAGGAUGAGGAUUUACGAUUAUACGCUGAAACCAGUCAGAACUACGAUUUUAAGAGACCAGGUUGAAAAUAUUAUACAUUCCGGUAGAUUCCUCCUCUCCCUUCCCCCCCCCCCCCCCCAUUAAAAAAUAAAAUUGAAUUGCUGGUAAUUAAAAAGUACAUUUACGGUUGUUGGUUUUAAUUUGCAGUCUGCAUCCAACAGUGAAUGGAUCAAAUACAAUUGGUUGGUGACCAUCUAUAAUUAUAUUACGUUUGAGUGGUGUUAACUAAGGAGAUUUUGUGUAAUGGGGCGAAUCUAAAUAUUUCAGUAUAUAAAAUUAACACCGCCACAUUUUCGUAAUAAUCUUGGGAGUGGGAUUUCCUUGGCAGAAAAUACAUGCGCUGUUAAAAAAAUUCUACAUAUUCAUCCCGAAACUCUGAAAGGUCAAAAAUAGCAUUUUAAAUUUGGAAUGUUGUAAAAUAUCACCCGAUGUUUAGUAUGAGUUAUGUUCGUGAUUUUCCCAUGUAUUUUCACAAAUGACCUCGGUAGCUAUACUUAUAUAGUACUCAGUAGUAGAGAUAUUAAAGUAAUUUUAGUCCACCGUUUAUACCACGUUCGUGGGACGUAUAAAUUGUUGGGCUACGCUUGGUUCUAAAAUUUUAAUUUCCCUGCGCCUUUGCCAAAUUUAGGUUUUCACCAGGCUCAGUGUGUGAAAUUCUAACAAGUACACUUGGAAAUAGUGAAUACAUAAACAAAUUGAAAUUGAGGGUUGGGUAAAAAUAAAUAUAACAUGUGUUGGUCACCAAGCGCCAUCUAGUAACUGCAAACACUAGUUACUCAAGUGGGUUACUGUUUGCACUACGAUGGAAAGUUGUCACACUGGAUUAAAAGUGGAAAUAAAAUUAUGAAAAUUGUUUAAUAUUUCGCAAUAUAGAAAAAAUAUACACGCACCACACAUACAUAGGCAGCCCAAUUAAAAGGACAAUUUAUUGCACCUCUUGUCAAGUAAAUGAGAUUUUAUAAUUUAAUUCACUAUGAAGGUCCUUCCUAAAGGCGAUUUUUGGCAACCCCCCUGAUUUUGUCACCUGCUGCUCUUGGCCUCAUUCUUAUGGCCCUGCCUAAGGGCAACGAGUACUCAGCGUGAUGCUGCGUAUAUUGUGGGAAUAACUGGGCUCUCAAAAUCGCCAGUGGUGAAAAUCUUUGUCACACUUUUUUUACUGUAACAUUGUAAAUAUAUAAAGAUAAUUGAAUUUUUUUUAAAUAUUGGGGUGACUUGAAAGCUCAUCGUAACAUACGCAAGGGGGAUUGUCAAAAAAAAGGGGGAGGGGGUAGAAAAUUUGAUUUUUUUUGCUUAUAUACUAUGUAGAUGGCCCCUCCUUGCAUUUGUUUGCUUUGGUGCUGUAUGUCGUAAUUUUAAUACAUCUAUUUCUUUCGGCUGACUGCGGAGAGUACAGAAACGGAGAAAACUAUAGAAUGCAUUUUUAAUUGUUCCGUGCAGCAAUAGUAGAUUUCGAUAUAUUUUAUAGGAUCUGAGAGGGCUUUUGAAAUCUAUUUUUUAGAACGCACAAAACAGCUGUACAAUUUUUAAUACCCUCUUUCCUUUCACCCAUUUACAGCUUGGGAUACUUGUCAGGCUGAAUAUGUGAACAGGAAAUAGGCAUAUUGGAUAUUGAUUCUUAUUUUUUAAAGGUUUUCCUAAAAAAUAAAUCUGAAGUUACUUGGUAGGUUUAAUUUAAAUGACACCUUAAUUUAUUAAUUACUUAUUAUUUUAACAAAUUUUAUUUUAGCUGAUCUGACUUCGAGUUUGAACCAUGUUAAAUAUCUCCAGUAACUUUAUUUUUUACCAGUAACAGACUGUGAUAAUGUGAUCUGCAGGUUCACCUAAAUAUUAAUUGAUAUCUGUAGCAGCUACAUCUCAGCAAAACAAAGUGACCGCAGAUUGCAAUAUAAACGUCAGUCAUCUACUUUUUGCCCUCAGUUCCCUUUUUUGAUGCCAGCUUAACUCGAUUCCACUGGACCGUAGUUGCGAGUAGUUAUUGUAUACAUUAUGUAUACUGUAUGUUUAGCUAUUUACUAAUAAGAUACUGUAUUGUACAAUUUUGAGAAGAUGUACGAUUUUAAGAGUUUGAGGGUAAACAGGUCUGGCUUAUUUGAGCUUUCCACUCAUUUUGUAGAUUUCUCUCUGCCACAUAUUGCUUUAAUCUUUCUACUUUUAGAAUUUUAUUGAAUUCUUCUUCCUAAAGAAUGUUAUUUCAAUAUUAUUGCGUGUUUUUUUUUCAUUGUUAUUUUGUUCACUUUAUCUUUAAAUGGAAGUAUUGUAACGAAACAUAACCUUAAAUUUUAUUUUACUUGUUGAUCACCUUUUAAUUUUCAAGUAUUUUUAUGCUGUAAAACACUAGGUCAGAUUAGGAAAUGCUGGUUAAUUUAGACUUCAAAGUUGUUAGUCCAUUAGGAUUUUGUAUCACAAAUCCGUAACUUUAUAUUAUUUUUAUAUGGCAGAAUAUCCGUUUUUUUUAAGGAAACUGAGCAACUUUUUUUAUUUGUAUUUCAAAGUGGUGGGGGGUUAAGGUUGGGAAGAUCAAGAGAUAGACUCUUGUUGUUUUUUUGAUCAUCAGUUUUUAUUGGCUUAAAAUUUGUAGGUAAACAAUAACAAGCCAUUGAUAACACCCAAGAUGGAGGAAGAGGACCAGAUGCAGAAGCAGCAGAAAGACAGCCUUAGUGCUCGCAUGAAGAUGUUUGUUCACUUACGACAAGAUCUGGAGAGGGUGAGUUUCAGUUUCAAUGUUUUUAGUUAACGAUUUCUUUUUUUAAUUAAUGAUAAUGCUCAAGAUAUUCAGAAUUCUUCAUAAUUUAAUAAGUAUUUAAUUUAUUAUAAAUCAACAUAAUGCACCUUUUUCAAUUCAGCAUUUAAAGAAAGAGAGAAAUGAUUUUUUUCCCUCCAAUUUUUUUUAACAAAUAUUUUGUUCAUUGUAUCCCUUAAGUUCUUAAGCUUUUGUCUCAAAACUAUUUGUUCUGGUAUUACAAUUGUCUAAAAUGCUUUUAAGUAAGGAACAUCGGGGUAGAAGUUUUCACUGGGUAACGAAUCCAAGUUUUUUAGGAUUACUAUUUGCCAGAUCACAUUACGAGUAAUAUCUGUACAUUAUUCAUAAUGAAAUUUACCUUAAAUUACUGCGUAUAAUGCGUUCCACAUUUAAAGUCACGCUUACAUAUAAUGCAAUAUGUUAAUCUAAUAAUAAAAAUUAACUGAAUAAAUGUUUUAAAAAUAAAAAUGUCAAAAUCCUUAAAAUCAUUAUAUUUAAAAUUAACUGUGGUCACACCGAUACAACUAUGCUAAUAUCCCGUCAAAGGGGCACUACUAAGUUUUCUGGUGUUAUGAGCAGAUACUAUACGCGCUUGAUUGCCAAAUGGUUGCAUAGCAUUACUAUGCCUAUAAUGCAUCGUUAACCGGUAAUGAAAAAAUUUCUUAAACGUAAUUAUUAUGCAAGCCCCUACUUUAAAAUUUUUUUAUUUAGAUGGCACAUAGAGUCUUAAAAAAAACUAACUUCUAUCCACAUGAAGUUAAGGUGAAAAAUAAUAUUACUAGACAGUAAACUUAAUAGCUUUGUAACGUCAGAUUAUAUUGACUCUACUUUGUUAAUUUAAAUACAGGAAUUCGUAUUAUUAAUACUACAACUAGCAUAAUCAACCGAUUAAUUAUCUAUAAUUACAUUAAAAUUGCUUUCAAUUUCAUCAUCUGAAUUCAUUUUUUUAAACAUUACUCUUGAUCUGUGUAAAAGAAAACCCCUCAAAUUAGACGAAAAUUUGGCUUUAAACAAGCUGUUUUCAUUUAAAAAUUGUGAUUGAUUUAUUUGGAAAGGAUUUAAACACGUUAGAAUGCGUGCACAGCUAAUGUUAAGUAUGUAUAUAAAGUUAGUGUUAAGUAGCUAAUGUUUUUUUCUUUCUCUAAGGGAUUUGGUGGGAAAUUCCAUUCCACCCAUUUUAAUAAGAAAAAUUAUUGAAUAUCUCUUCUAAAACUUUAAUUUGCAAAUAAAUAUUCCAAUCCACAUUAGUAGUAAUAGAAAAAAACGGGAUAUUCGGCCUGGGCAAAUGUCUGAGGUGUUUUUCCGGUUGUUUGCUAGUUUAAAGUAUUAAAAUUGUAUACUUCUUUUUUUUUUGUCUUUUUUUAAAAAAAAUAAAUAAUUUAACCUUUAUAAAAAAAAUUUCAAACUUUGCAGAGGAUUUGUGGUAAAAAUUCUUCAACAUAUUAUUCCUUGAACGUUACACCUUAAUUGAACAUAGUUGAUUACACAUUAUUUGAACAUGGUUAAUAAAACAUUGCUUUCUUUUUGUAUUUCUUCCAGGCACGUAAUUUAUGCUACAUGAUUAGCAAACGAGAAAAAACAAAGCGUCAAUUUUUUAAACUGAAGGAAAGUGUCUUCCGCUGCCAAGUUCGAGUUUUGACUGACCCAGAUCUGAACCUUGGUGCUCGGGAAGCAGAAAAAAUACGCCAGGAUUAUCAUUUCAGCUCCCUAUACAGCAACUAUGGAGUUCUUACGGCCCGUAACUUUAAACAACCUAGAGAAAAUCUCUUUACUCUAGAGAAUCUAAAAACUCCAAAAGACUACACGGACAGUGCUGAGGACCAUAUCCCAGAGCGAGAAGAGAAAUUUGUCUCAAGACAUUCUAAUCUUGGCAAGGAAGUGAAAGGCCUUCGCCAGGGUGUGGAGUCCUCACAGGAUUCUGAAUCUGUCAAUGGUAAAUCAGAGGUUCACCACCGUGAUAGUUUGUUUUCAGUGGAUAGUUUCGCAUUGUUGAGUGAUACCACAGUUGACAGCAGUGAAGAUGAAUCGCUGGCACAGACAACUCACUCUUCACAAAUGAGCCGAUUGGGCAAAGUUCGAUUAAAAGAGAUCGAAGAUCAGUCAGGAACUGGUGGGUCUGAAGUUAUUAAAACAGUACCUGUAUCACCUACUAAAAAGAAUUUCGUUCCCACCAGCGACCUGGGCAAAAAGCUCUCAUUGUUCCUUCAGUCCAAAACAAAGAUGCAGCAGCAAAAAGGAAAAAACAUGUUAGAAAAACUUGAUCCUGUUCUGGAUACCUUGCAUAUAGAUGUGGAACAUUCAGAUGUUGACGAGAGUGAAGUCUUCACAUCUGAUACAAACACCAAUCUGACAUCUCCAGCUGAUCAGCCCAGAAAUUUAUUUGAUCAGUUUGGAAUGCAGGACAAAAAUCUACUCUCUUCCCCUGAAAUACCCCAGCAGAAAUCGGCUGGAAGUCACCGUGAACAUAAAAAAGUUAAAAGGCGAAAGCACAGCAGGUCUCAACCGAAAAUUAAGAAAUUGAGGUUGGUUAUGUCACCUUCGGAUCAGUCAAAUUCGAGUGUUACCAUUAAAACUGAAUCAAGUAUGUCAAACGGUGAUGUUAUAAAUGUAGAGGGGGGUCAUCAACUUGAUGACUCAGACACCAUCCAUCUGCUGUCUAGUCCAAAAAGCAUCCACUCAGAUGCUGAUUUUAAAGCCAAAUGCUAUGUACAUUCUUCAUCGAAUAAAGGUAGGAAAAAGAAAUCUAGAAGAAGUCGAGAAUCAUCCACUCCAGAUAAAUCUUCAAAAUUAUCAAAAAAGCUAGAGCUGUCACCUUCGCCUAGGGUUAAACCAGAUAGCGUUUAUGCUACUUUGGACGGAGACAUUUAUGUACCAUCAGGUAAAAUACUGGUAACAGAGAGAACUAUAGUGUUGGAUAAUCCCAAGGUGGAGGACAGCUCAAAAUUGCGCAGUAAACUGCGAUUAAAAAAGCAAGCGAAUUCUCCAGUUAAAGGCCUGGCAAGUUAUAUUGUAGUGAAAGAUGAAGACGAGGUACAUCCUGCUGUGCAAGCCAACAAAGAAAAACCACCAUUGGAUGACAAAAAUAUAUUUGAUCGUGUUCUGGACCCAGCCGUCUUAAAAUAUGAGGCAUCGUCGGCUAUAACAGACUCUGAGCUCCCAAGCAGACAAAGAAAUUUAAGAGGGCGAUUAAAAAAUGUUGACACAUCACCUGGCCCUGGUCCCAGGACCAGACAGAGUAAAUUGACUGAUAAUGAGGAAUCUAAAUCGUCUCAAGAAGUUAAAUCUGAAGUUGCAGAAAAGGUGAAUCACAUUGAAAAUAAUGUUAUAAAUGUUGAGGUUAAACCAGCCAUAAUUAGGAGGAGAACUCAGAACAAUGAGCCGGAAUCUGGUGAAACCUCUGAUGAAAAUUUUCAACCCAAAUCUGGUUCUCCUAAAGUCAUUGAUAGAUCUUCACGUCCUCGGCGAUUGCGUAAUGCUAUGAAAAUUGCCACCGAGGAUGAUUCUGAUGAUUUUAUAGAAGGCUCACCUCAAAAACGGAGAGGCUUGGAUAACAUGAAUGCUAGAAAUGCAGCAGGCCGUGGUGGCAUUAAACUAGCAAGUUUACCAAAUAAACCAGAGUUAAAUGCACUCUUGGAUAGUAGUAAACUUAUAAUCAAAGAUCAGUUGAGGAAAGAUGCUGGUGACAAGCUAAGUAGGAGGCUGAAACAAAAAGGCAGGUGGGGUGGAGGCAAUGGAUUCAAGGAUAACAAUCAGUCAACUUUGGAUAAAUUUUUUACAAGGACUAGUAGCAGUGAAAAUGUGUUCUCAAAGCCUGAUAUUAGCCUAGAAACUUCCAAGCGGUCAAGCUUGCAGCCUGCCAGAUCUGACCUCAGUCCCCUUCGUGUAAACCAGUCCUCAUCUAUAAACAGCUCUUCUGAACCUUGUGAAGGGCUACAAAACUCAUUGUGCAAAUCUUCUUUGAAACAUGGUGUGAUAACAAGCAGCACUUUUGGAUCUCACACAAGCUCGUUAAGUAGCUAUAGGAUUCCCAGAAAAUCUGACUCUGGUGAUGCUAAUAAAACAUCGCCAAAAGUUGAUUCGGGGGAAGUACAGGUCUUUGGUGAUGUUCAUAAGUUAGUAAGACCCCUGUCUUUUGAAGACGUAAGUGAAAAUUCAGAACUCCUGGAGCAACAUGGGUCACCAGUAAAAGGAGAUCUGGUAGAGAUAGCUAAAUCCCCGAUUCAGUGUGAAGUUGUAAAGACACCUUCAAAAUGUGAUUUAUCUGAGGUGGUUAGAACACCAUCCAAAUGUGAUUUAUCAGAACUUUCAGAGGACAAACUUGAUGGAAACAGAAGUUACAGAUCUCAGUCACCACAGUCGAGUGAAGGCAGCACAGCCUCCAGGCGAAUGCUACUGCUUGAGUCUAGAGAAACUACACCUAACAGGCGCAUUACAAGAAGUUGUCUUGUCGAUGACUCGCCAAGCCCAAGCACAAGAUUAAGAAAAAGAGAAAGCUUAUUGAAAGCACCGCAGUUAAAAUUGUGACAAAUAUGAAGGGUUUGGGGUGGGAAAUGUGUGAGCAUGGUUAAUUGCUGUUUAGAAUGCAUAGCUUUACUCAAAUGAAUUAUUGAUUCAUUUAAAAAUUUCUGUAUGUGUUGUAAAUAUGUAUUUGUUGGUCUUAAGUACACACUAUCGGUACAAAGAAAGUAGAAAAUCAGUGUUAGUCCUUUUCAGACAAUCUUUAUUUAUUUCAAGGACUUACCAUAUUUGAUACAUAAUCUAUAGGAACGUUUCAUAACUUAAAGUGGUUUUGAAUAGUAUGUAACUGCUACUAAAAGGUCAGAAACUAGUAUUUCAUAGUAAAAGUGUUAAAAUGUUAGUUCAUGUCUCAUUUAUUUUGUUGCUUCCAAUUUUUGAUUAUUGUGCCAAAUGAUUGCUACCUCAUGUGUGAGUUUCAGAGUCUAAAUUUGCAGUUAUGUUGGAUAUUUCACACCAUCUUUUAUUAACUUGGACACCAAGGCCAUAUCAAAACUUUCAUUAGCUUCUAUUCUAUUGCUGAAAGUAGUGAAAGUGAAACUUCUUAUAAAGAAAUACAUUCAAUAAAAUAAACUAACCCAUACCAAAGUAUAUUUUAAUUGAUGGCAAAUCUAGAUAUAAAAAGUCACUCUUAUUGUUCAGUAUUUGGUUUCAAAAAUUACUAGUACUUGGGUUUCAUGAUUUAAGUAAUUCAUUUUUAAUAUGAAUCAUGUGUUAUAAAUAGUAAUAGAAAUGCAUUAUUUGAUUCAGUUGUG
Lymnaea stagnalis (great pond snail) is the source of this 23946-nucleotide messenger RNA. The record is from the annotation of a GenBank genome assembly. NCBI's taxonomy places the organism in Eukaryota, Metazoa, Mollusca, Gastropoda, Lymnaeidae.